GAGCAUGCGCAGUAAAAUGCUGCUGCGCGGCGUGUUUUCCACCAUGUCAACCAAGCAGGAUUUCCAAUAAUCGGUCUGAUGUUCGGGGUUUGAAGCGCAGACGGGACGGAGAAGCUGCCCGGGAGAGGGACGCUGGAGCCGGGGACGAGUGGAGCAGCAGCCGGCCGGAGCUGCUGAAGGAGCGGACUGUGUGGGAAAGAGAGCCCGGGCCGCGGCAUGGGGCGCAGGAAACAGGGCCGGUUUGUGCGGCCUGACUGUAAGGGCAAAGACAAACGGCACAAAAUGAAGGGGAAGUCUUUGGAGACCUUUACUGAAGAAAUGCACUCUGCUUUUGAAGCCAGUCUUCACCUGGAGGAGGGAGCAGAGGCCCCGCAGGUCAAGCUGCCUUGUCCCCUGGCCAUGUGGGAGUUGGGUCACUGUGACCCGAAACGCUGCACUGGCAGAAAGUUGGUACGGAAGGGCUUCGUACGCAACCUGCGCCUCAACCAGAGGUUUAACGGACUCAUCCUGAGUCCGAUGGGAACCAAGUACGUGACGCCAGCAGACAGACAGAUUGUGGCUCAGAAUGGACUUGCUGUAAUUGAUUGCUCAUGGGCCAAACUGGAGGAGACGCCCUUCAGCAAGAUGGUUGGAAGCCAUCCCAGGUUGCUUCCGUACCUCGUCGCUGCAAACCCGGUCAACUACGGCAAGCCCUGCAAGCUAUCGUGUGUUGAAGCCUUCGCUGCCACUUUCUGCAUCGUUGGGUUUGAGGAGCUGGCGCUGCUCCUGUUGAAGAAAUUCAAGUGGGGGACGGUGUUUCUGGAUCUCAACAAGGUUCUUCUUGAGCGCUACGCUGCGUGUCGGACUGAGGAGGAGCUGCUGAGUGUCGAGAAGGAGUUUCUUACGUCUAAACCGGAAGAGGAGGAGUUCGAUCCGUUUGAUGUUAACUCCGGAGUGGAAUGCAGGAAUCUCAACAGACCUCAGAGUGCUGUGGAAGAUGAUGAUUCCAGUGAAGACAGUGACACAUCGGAAGAUAACGAAGACACUUCAGAGGAUGAAAACACAGAAAUCAACAAUGAGUCAGCAGUUUUACAUCAUGAAGAUGAAGACUGAACAUUUUCCAGAAAGGACUAGAAACAGUUUUAAAACCUAUCUAGAUUUUUAAAAGUUGGAAUACUGUAAAUAAACGGAGUAUACAACAAUUU
Messenger RNA from Fundulus heteroclitus (mummichog), 1184 nucleotides. It is a transcript of the gene tsr3, whose product is annotated as TSR3 ribosome maturation factor. Bases 217 to 1092 code for a protein of 291 amino acids. Lineage: Eukaryota; Metazoa; Chordata; Actinopteri; Cyprinodontiformes; Fundulidae. Gene Ontology annotation, molecular function: rRNA small subunit aminocarboxypropyltransferase activity. The record is from RefSeq and is a predicted model, not a curated record. The transcript is spliced from 6 exons. Gene Ontology annotation, biological process: maturation of SSU-rRNA.